Messenger RNA from Kuraishia capsulata CBS 1993, 3678 nucleotides. RefSeq lists its product as uncharacterized. The record is from RefSeq and is a predicted model, not a curated record. Bases 1 to 3678 code for a protein of 1225 amino acids. Gene Ontology annotation, biological process: protein deubiquitination. Gene Ontology annotation, molecular function: cysteine-type deubiquitinase activity. The transcript has a single exon. Lineage: Eukaryota; Fungi; Ascomycota; Pichiomycetes; Pichiales; Pichiaceae.
AUGUACCUGGAAAUAGCACCUUCGGAAGUGCUCACUUUAAAUCAUACGGGCACUGAGGCCAUGGAGCCAGCAUCCGAUCACCAGACUCAGAGGCUCAGCUCCUACGAGCGUCUCCAGGCGCAAAGGACCGAAGUUCAACAGAACAAAACCGAGUCGCAACAGAACUUGAAAGAAGGACUGAAAUAUUACCUAAUACCCAAAAGUUGGUUUGAGAAGUUCACUGAAGGCAAAUUUGGUCCUGAAGAUGACGUUUCGUUGAUCCUGGGUAAGAUAGAUACAUCGUCCUUAUUGGAUUCUUCAGGAUACCAUCUAAAAUCUCCCGAGGAUCCAGCAUACGUUGCAAAUAUUGCGUUACCAGAAAACAUUUUCAAUAAGCUAUGCGAAUGGUACGGACUUGAUGAUUCCAGCGAACCCGUGAUAAGGGAAUCUGUGCGGGUGGCUGGCGAGUUUCAGAUUGACGAGUAUCCAAGUGUGUUUGUGCUUCAUGCCCUGGUACCAGCUAGCUAUGUCAACAGGGUUGCCCAGGCUCAUCCCAAGCCACUGUUGAUACCAAAAAAUGCCCAGUUGAAGGAUAUCAAAGAGAGAGUCAAGCGCCAGUUGUCUAUUCAGACCAUGGGUAUGGCCUUAGUGACCAGACUAUGGCUGGUGGAGGGUUUCGCUACCGAUAUCCCCUUCUGCCUAACGCCGUCUAUUUUUCAGGAAAUUGAGUCAAAGAGUCUGCUCAUCCGUAACAAAAGCGACAGAACAAAGACAUUAUCGGAAAUAGGACUUUUCAACUCGCAUAUCAUCAUCGAAGUCAGGCAAAAGGAUCACCCAUGGCCUUCGGCCACGUCUAAAGAACUGGUGAUGACGGAUGGACUCAUCGGACUGUCGAAUCUGGGCAACUCAUGCUAUAUGAACUCGGCUUUGCAAUGCCUGGUACACGUGCCGGAGUUGACCUACUACUUCUUGCAUGACUUCUUCAAGGACGAGAUCAAUGCAGACAAUCCUCUUGGGAACCAUGGAAAGGUCGCAAUGGCCUUUGGGUCUCUAGUGCACACUUUGUAUGCCCGCAAACUGGGAACCCAGCCGAGCUACAUCGCACCCAGAGACUUCAAGAUGACUAUAGGCUUCUACAACUCCAUGUUCGCGGACUAUCACCAACAGGAUUCGCAGGAGUUCCUGGCAUACCUUCUGGAUGGCCUUCACGAGGACUUGAACAGAAUCUUGAAGAAGCCAUACGUGGAAAAGCCGGAGCUUUCUGACGAGUUGGUAAACAAUCCCGAAGAGAUUGCAAAACUUGCUGUGAAGUGCUGGGAACUUCACAAGCUCAGGAACAACUCCAUUAUCAUCGAUCUGUUUGUGGGAAUGUACAAAUCCACACUGGUGUGCCCCGAGUGUGGUAAGAUCAGCAUAACGUUCGACCCAUACAAUGACUUGACUCUGCCGCUUCCAAUCAACAAACGGUGGUCACACAAGGUGAAAAUAUUACUGGAUACAGGCCAUCCGAAGGUCCUGGAAGUUGAGCUCAGUAAAUCUGCCACAUUCUCGGAUCUGAAAAGAUAUAUCGCCCGAAAACUGAACAUUGAAGCCUCUGAUCUUAUAGGCUGUGAGCUCUUCAACGGGCAGUUUUACAAAAACUAUGAGUCCAAAGACUCUGAUGCCUCCUACUUGCCAAUUUCGGAUUUGGUUUCGGACGGAGAUGACAUUAUCUUCUACCAGCUAGAGCACAAGGAAGGUGAUAUAAUUGUACCAGUCUUCAACACGGUUGUUAGUGGAACACAUUCCAGAAUGACCAAGCCAUUCGGGAUUCCUUUCUUCAUCACGCUUUCUGCUGAAGAGAGAUACUCAUAUGGAGCAAUACGAGAGAAGCUCGAGAAACGUUAUGACCAGCUUUCAUCUUAUAAUUAUUUCACACAGGUCAGAAGCCGUUCUAAGCCCAAGCACGAUAUUGACGACUUUCCUCUCCUCAAGAAGCGGUUUGAAAAGACACCAGGAGAAGGGUUUGAACAUGAUAAUGUGAGUGAGUCAGAAUCUGAUAUUUCAUUGGCCAACCCCGACAUACCAGGAAACUAUGCUUUCCAAAUCAAGACGUUUGAAUCUUCCAGAGAAGUGGGAAAUACUAGAUUAUCAGGUUAUGGAGCAGGCUACUCGUACGGUCAAUCACAUAACGAGGAUUCCAACGAUGAAGACGACUCUCUUUGGGUUCCUAAAACGAACGCCAACUUUUCAGACCUUCCCGGUCUUUUGGAGAAGCUCGGGAGCAAGAAACGCCAGUUUUACACAUAUCAUGCCCUGGGUUCCGAUAUGAGUGAGGAUGUAGACACCAUGGACGAUGACGAUCAUCCUCUUGAUGAAAUGACGAAGACAAUUGACGAAACCCUGGGUGAAGCAAUGUCCGAUGAAGAUAUCGAUGUCACCGUUGGUGCAAACCCAGGGUUGAAUGAGGACGAUGCCAAAUCUGAGAGCUCCUCUGAGGUGGGACUGGCUAGUUUGGUGAUGGAUACGGAUUUCACUGGAAGUAUGCAUCCUGAUUCUAUGACCAGUGAGCUGGAACCGGAAAUUGGUGACGGGUCUUUGGUUGUGGACAAAAUGGCAUUGGUUUGCGAGUGGAGUCCUGAUUUGUUUGACACUUUCUUCACGGGAAUAGAAGAGGAUGGUGAAGGCGGCUCUGAAACUUGGAGUAAACCCGAAGAAAUUCCAAACGAAGAGAUCGAAGAGAGCAGAAGGAAGUUGGCCUUGAAGUUAAGCUCAAAUAUCAGUCUUGAAGACUGUUUGGAUCUUUUCUCUACACCCGAAGUUCUCGGCGAGCACGAUCUUUGGUUUUGUCCUAGAUGUAAGGACCAUCGUCAAGCUACAAAGAAGAUUGAAAUUUGGUCGGUGCCUGACAUUCUCACUAUCCAUCUCAAAAGGUUUGAAAACCAGAGGAGGUUUAGCGACAAAAUCGAUGCGGUGGUAGAUUUUCCAAUAGAAGGUCUUGACAUGUCGAAGCACGUUGUGAAUCCAGAUGGACAGGAAUUGGUGUACGAUUUGUUUGCCGUUGAUAACCAUUAUGGAGGCCUGGGUGGAGGACAUUACACCGCCUACAUCAAAAACUUUGUUGAUGGGAAAUGGUACUAUUUUGAUGAUUCGCGUGUGAGUCCUGCUGACCCUCAGAACUCGAUCAAGGGGUCGGCCUAUCUGUUGUUCUAUCGCAAACGGACUGAUCAUAACCUGGGUGGUGAGUCAGUACGGAAAGUACUUGAACAUGUCAAGGAACAACGGGCCAAGGAAGCAGACAAUAAAGGUGCAUCUGGCGAGGGAAAUGUUUCAUGCGAGUCUCCGACUAUUGCUCCGUUGAGCUCGAAUGUGGAUUCAGGGAAUACCUCUCCAGACGUGAGUGAUGUGGAAACAGAGCUGGAGAGAGAGAGCACCAACGGUGACUCCGGUACUUCCAUAGUUUCUGGCUCUUGCGGGGUAUCAAGUCCCCCAAACGAGGUUUUCGAGGGCAGAAAUAGACGCAAACGUCAUCAAACCCACAGACUUGCACUUAGUAGUCGUGGAGGUGGUUGGCAUAAGGACAGUCUUGCCUCGGAGGGUGCUGAAUCUGUGGGAUCACCCUUUUCAGACGAUGAUGCCUGUUCGAUUCACAGCAGCGCCGCUGUUGCACCAGACACAUAUGGGAGAGCUGUCGAUGAGAUGAGUGAGCCUUCCAAUUGA